Molecule: messenger RNA, 4525 nt
Organism: Dermochelys coriacea (leatherback sea turtle)
Lineage: Eukaryota; Metazoa; Chordata; Testudines; Dermochelyidae
Gene: APLP1
Product: amyloid beta precursor like protein 1
Exons: 17
Coding region: 248-2302 (684 amino acids)
Biological process (GO): central nervous system development; axonogenesis
Cellular component (GO): plasma membrane; Golgi apparatus
Molecular function (GO): alpha-2C adrenergic receptor binding; alpha-2A adrenergic receptor binding; transition metal ion binding
Source: RefSeq, a predicted model, not a curated record
CUGCAGCAGCCGGGAGCCGCCGCAGCUGGCGGGCCAGGCUCCUCCUGUCACAGCCCAGCCUGGAGGGAGCCGCAGCGCCGGGGCUGGUACAUCCGCGGCGAGCUUGGGGAGAGCGCCGGGCCGAGCGCGGGGGGCCCCGGCUGAGAGCGCGGAGCUCAGGUUCGCCUGCCCGGCUCCAAGCCCGGCGAGGCGAGGCGAGCUUGCGGCCGGCACGCGGGGGUGAGGGAGCUCGCCGGGAGCCGCGGCCAUGGCUCUGCCCGCGGGGCUCUGGGCAGCCUGGAUCCAGCUGGUGCUGAGCGCCGGAGCCGCCAGCCAGGCGCUGGGCAUGGCGGGGACGCCUGUGUCCGAGCCCCAGGUGGCCGUGUUCUGUGGGAAACUGACCAUGCAUCGAAACCUGCAGACGGGCAGGUGGGACCCCGAUGCUGCUGGUGCCCGCAGCUGCUUCCGCAGCCGCCAGGAGAUUCUCGCCUACUGCCAGGAGGUGUACCCUGAGCUGCAGAUCACCAAUGCAGUGGAAGGCACCCAGCCAGUCACCAUUGACAACUGGUGCAAGAAAGGACGUCCCCAGUGCAAGGGGCAUCGGCACAUCGUGGUGCCCUACAGGUGCCUGGUGGGUGAGUUUGUCAGUGAAGCUCUUCUUGUGCCUGACACCUGCAAGUUCCUGCACCAGGAGAAGAUGGACUCAUGUGAGAGCUACAUCUACUGGCACGGCGUGGCCAAGGAGGCCUGCAGUAGUGAGGGGCUGGAGCUGCACAGCUAUGGGAUGCUGCUGCCCUGUGGGGCUGACCGCUUCCGGGGCGUGGAGUAUGUGUGCUGUCCCUCACGCCCCCUCCCUCUCCGGCUGGAGGAACCCACCCCAGUUCCCCGCAACAUGGCCCAUCUGAAGGAGGAGCCCAAGCGCAGUGAGAGGCUCCCAACAGGCCGGGCCCCCACAGAAGAGGAGACACUGGAGGCAGAUGGGGAUGGGGAGGAGGAUGUUGAGGAGGAGGAAGAGAACCAAGGCCUCAGGGACAGCGCAGCUGACACCGACCCUUUCCCCGCCACCUGGGAUGACUAUUUUGUGGAGCCGGGUUACUACGAUGAUAGCGUCACCCAGACCACCAUCACCACCACCACGCGGAGCACCGAGGAGGAGGGCAAAGCCACUCCUACUCCGCACCCCACAGAUGGCGUGGAUAUCUAUUUCGAGAUGCCAGGCGACGGGAGUGAACAUGCCAACUUCCUGCGAGCCAAGAUGGACCUAGAGGAGCGCAGGAUGAAACAAAUUAAUGAGGUGAUGAAGGAGUGGGCCGAGGCGGACAACCAGGCCAAGGAGCUGCCCAAGGCUGACCGGCAGGCGCUGAAUGAGCAUUUCCAGUCCAUCCUGCAGACGCUGGAGGAGCAGGUGGCGGGCGAGAGGCAGCGGCUGGUGGAGACACACCUGGCCCGGGUGGUGGCCUUGCUGAACGACAAUCGGCGCAUGGCGCUGGAGAGCUACCUGAGCGCUGUGCAGAGCGACAGCCCACAGCCAGAGCGGGUGCUGCAGGCGCUGAGGCGGUAUGUGCGGGCGGAGCAGAAGGACCAGCGGCACACGCUGCGGCACUACCAGCAUGUCUGCGCCGUCGACCCCGAGAAGGCCGAGCAGAUGAAGUUCCAGGUGUACACCCACCUGCACGUCAUCGAGGAGCGCAUGAACCAGAGCCUGGCCCUGCUCUACAAGAACCCUCGGCUCUCCACAGGGCUGCGGGACCAGAUACAGGAGCUGCUGCGGGCAGAGCAGGCAGGGACCAGCAGCCUGCUCACCACAUCCAUCUCCGAGACACGCACCACCGAGGAGUUCCUGCCACUAGACAGCAGUGAGGACCUGAGCCCCGAGGACACACACCUGAGGGCCGGGGACCUCUUCCAGGGGGAAGACUCCCAGCUAGUCGAAAAGAAAGCCUCGGGGAUGGUGGCCGAGUAUGACUACCUCACCAGCGAGAAGACCCCAUUGGGCGAGGAUGAGCAGAGGGUAAACAUUUCCAUGGGGGACAUCAAGGAAGUGGUGUACAAGUCCCCGGAGAUCCAGCGUGACGAGCUGGAGCCGGACACCCUGGUAACCAUUAACAGGGGUGCCCUGAUUGGCCUGCUGGUGGUGGCGGUGGCAGUCGCCAUGGUGAUCAUCAUCAGUCUCUUGAUGGUUCGCCGGAAGCCCUAUGGGACCAUCAGCCACGGCAUUGUCGAGGUGGACCCCAUGGUGAGCCCCGAGGAGCGGCAACUCAGCAAGAUGCAGAACCACGGCUAUGAGAACCCCACCUACAAAUUCUUCGAGGAGAUGCACUGAGAGGCCAACUGUACCAUGGGCGGGAGGGGCAGUGGGGGGACACGGCGUGAAGCAUUCACAAACCACUCCCCCUCCCCUAACACUUACAGGAGAGGAUUAAACCCGCUCCCCCCCACGCCUUCUUGUCCCAUCUCCCCUUUGCCCACUGUCCCCCCACAAUGCUACCGACCCCCCCCGUGUGUCCCCCUCCAGUGUUUUCCCAGCCCCUGACAACCCUACCCCUAGUGCUUCCCCCAGUCCCUUUCCCCCUCCCCCACCCUGCUUUCUAAACAAUCCACUCAACUCCCAUGGAAUCAUGUCCCUACAACGAGGAGGGCUUUGGGUGUGCACCCCGUCAACGUUCACCCUCUCGCACAGGCAAUGCUGAGACGUACACUCACACAAUGCAGACAUGGCACCAUAACCUCCACCCAAUCCUGCACACAGCAACACUUGCAUCCAAAUCCAUGUGCUGUUAGCUCACCGCCUGGCUGUUAGGUGCAUCCAUAUUACCCCCCCUUCACUAGCUGUACUUAGUAUCAGAGGGGUAGCCGUCUUAGUGUGUAUCCACAGAAACGAGGAGGCCGGUGGCACCUUAAAGACUAACACGUUGAUUUGGGCAUAAACUUUUGUGGGUAAAAAACCACUUCUUCAGAUGCAUGGAGUGAAAUGCCUGUAUCUGUAAUUUUCACUCCAUGUAUCUGAAGAAGUGGAUUUUUACCCCUGCAAGCUUAUGCCUAAAUAAAUCUGUUAGUGUUUAAGGUGCCCCUAGCCGCCUCCUUGUUUUAGUUGUACUUAAUUUAUUUCAAAGCUGGAUGGGGGUUGGAUGGACAUACAGAGAGCAGGGCUCAUCCCCUCCAGUAGGGGGUGGCAGAGACACAUACACAUGCCCCUCCCCAAAUCCCCCACUACUAUAUUCAGCUGCACUUUAAUGGGGAGUCAGAGAGGGGCGGAUAAACCCGUGUGGAGGGCUUCCGGGGGCCAGUCCAUUCAGUUGGUGGGAUAUGAACUGUCUGUGGGGCGGGGCGGUGGUUGGGGGGGAAGUGGGAUGGGGGAAUGGGAUAGGGUAAAUCUACCUCCCAUGACUGGAGAGCAGGGUGCCUGGAAGAGGCAGGACCAGACAACGUCGCCCUGGGGCUCCAGAGCCUACGCUGGCCCCCUGCCCUGCCAGUCUGUAUGAACACGUGUGUUCAACUUAACUCCCCACACACGUGACUCCGGAAACUCCCCACCUCCGGAGAACGGCUGAAACGGGAUAUACCAUCUUAUCCCCUGCAGGGAGGGGCAGCACUGGGGAUAUACCAUCUUAGGGGGUAUUUGGGAUAUACCAUCUUGUCGCUUGCCGUUAGGGGUGGGAGUGUAUUUGGGACAAACCAUCUUACUCCCUGCAGGGGGGUAGAUGGGGGGGUUAACGAAAUAAAAAAUGAGGGUAAUUUAUUUUCUCUGCGUACAGUUCCGUGCACGCUGGGUUUUGUCCUUCGUUCCCUCUACGUUUCGUACCGGUAACAGAGCGCCCGAGGUCUGGGGGAUUGGCCUUUGCCCUGGGGCUGGGAGGAGUCUGGCAGGAUGAACCACCUGCCGCAGUUAGGGGGUAUUCGGGAUAUACCAGUGUCACGUGUAGAAGGCACAAUGGGUACAGUCGCGAGCUACCUUUUUACACCUGCAGUGGCAUAUGCUAUUUUACCCCCUGGAGCGGGGGGGUUGCAUUGGGGAUUUGCCAUCUUACCCCCUGGAGCGGGGGGCGUUGCAGGAGCUGCAUCAACUUCAUCGCUGGGAGGAGGGAGAUUGCAGUGACGCUGGCACUUCCCACCUGCGCUCCUUAGGUGGGGGGCCAAACCAAUGAUCGGGGGACUUAUCCCUCUCCCUACCAGUGGCACCCCAGAGGGAGGGUCCCCUUGAUCUUUCCACCCCCCAUAUACGCCCUCCCCAGCUGUUGGCAUGCCCCUAUUUUGCAUGUCUGUGAUUAGAGAAGGGAGGGAUGACAGGAGGAGAGUGGUUGCCCCACCAAACAUACCUACCUGCCAGGUCUCUGCCCCCCCAACCCGUGUGCCUCUCUUUAAUCCUUCUGUGCCCUGGCUGCAGGGCACCAGGUGUGUGCUAUUUCCCAGGCCACUUGCUCUGCUUCGCACUCUUUGGGGCUUGCCCAGCUGAGAAUGGCGAGAUGCAGAACAUCACUCGCUGGGAGAAGGGGGUCAUCCUGCCCGGCCGCCACCCCAACUAAUAAAAUAUUGUCACUUCCUGAAA